CUCACAUGAACGAUCUGCCCAACUCCGCAGGAAAUUCAUCACCAUCAACGACAAUAACGAAACCGACGUUGAUUAUACGAAAAACAAUAUCGCAUUGAUAACACGAUCUCGACGACCUACAUGAAAUAAGAGCACAGGUCGAUUCAGCGCUGCCGUCGGCGGUGUAGGUCCAUUUCUGCGACAAUCGUUCUCGAUCCACCUUCUCCUUCAUUCCCUCUUACCUUUCUUCGAGCCUCGAGAAUCCGAUCGAAAACAGGUUCCUUUUAUCCUCGACACUCGCUCCAUACUCUGUACAAUUAUUACUCUGCAUUCCUUCUUUCUCAAUAAUCUCGAGGCGCAUUUCGAUACCCUUAUACAAUCUUUUCGAUAAGAAUAAACUUUUCAGUACGGCCGAAGUCGCAACAAUCAAUCCGUCUACCACCACAUUCACCUUUUUUUCUUUUCUACAACAACCUCGAUUACUUUAAUAUUCAAACUUAUUACCGAAAUGCCUUCUGAUCUCCCACAAACACCACAAAGUCCUUCCAACACCCCAGGCUCUACCGAUAUUUCUUCAAAGAACGUGGUUUCUCCACGAAUAAACACUUCACUUCCGACACCAGCCCACAGCAUCAACGGCAGCAUGUCAACUGUCAAUUCCGCCACCGAGGCAUCUCAAUCAAUGGAUCCUUCGACCAAGCGCAAGAGAGAUUAUGAAGAUCUUGGUGAUCAAAAGCAGAAGAAAGUUCACGUCGAGGACAGCAGACCUAGUAUUGACGAUCUCCAUCAGGAUGUCGGUAAAAAGUACCUUCUCUGCAGAACUCUUCAUAAGCAUCAAAAUUUAAACGUACAACAAGAUUUAUACGAUCGAUUCGGUUUGAACGGAAUUGCUGCCAGUCUUGCUCGUGUCACAGCAGAUGGGAAGAAGAACACAGUUCGAAAAACCUACAAAGGAUAUAUAAAAUCCUUGGGUAUUGCUGGGCAGUUCGAUGCAGUCAAAGGUCCAGAACCUAAUCAGCCUGGAUCACUCACUUCAUUGAUUGAUCCCUACGGACCUUCUGGGCCCAGGGAAGCAUGGAAUCAAUCUUAUGUACAAGGAAAAGAAAUCAGUAGAGGAAUAGAGGAUUUACUACCUCAACUUAAGACGGCUUUAAUCAUGGCCAAAGGCCCCGUUCCAAAAGAACGUUGGAAUCAUUCUGUUCUUGGUGAAAUCAGUUCCCAAAUUGCCAACGAUCCCUUAAAGGCUGUUCCCGCGAAGGCAAAGGCUCCAAUGGCAAUGGCGCAAGGCACGAUGGGUGUACCAAAGCAAAAUAGAGGCGCGGCAGAUAUUGCACGUCCAAAAAGAACCGCAAAGAAGCGCUCAUAUGGUGAUUCAAGUUUUGAAGGCUAUGGCGAGGGUUACGUUGAUGAUGAUGGUGGAUAUUCCACCGGCGAUGGCGAUGACAGAGCCGGUGGUCGAAAGCGACCAAAGAAGGUGGGUAGUGUGCUAUAUCCAUCAAAUGUGCAAGCUAACAAAGGAAAGACUCCAACAUCUCACGGUUUCCAAGGACCGAUGCGUCAAAGUUACGGACCUGGAAUGGUUGGUGCUUGAACUUGACGAGAGAAAUUGUCUUCCCUCCACCCUUGUUGACCUUAACAAAAAAAAAAUAGGCGUGUUUUUUUGGCUCGUUGACUCGUUGCUUAUGGAUUUACACGCUUCUACAUACUACCGAUAUUGCUGAUCAUUCCCUAUAAGAGGUCGAAUGAUCAAACUGCUCUCGAGAAUGAGCUCCCAGAACAUAACGUUGGUUUAAAAAUAUAGCUUACAGAGCAAGCUAUAAACCUUCUGGUCUGUGUAUGAUAGAGAACGGCGGUGCUUUUCUUACGAGAAGCCUUUAUUUGAUGAUAGCGCACUUUUGGGGGACAUUUUGCCUCGAAGAGCUUUUGAUGACUACUGGACUGGGAAAAACUGGUAAUAGCCAAUGCAUGCAUGGCAUGGAUAGUAUUGGGCAUCACGUAUUUACGGACCCAACCAGCAAAAUAAUGAAAAAAUGAUCAAAAAU
Botrytis deweyae is the source of this 2021-nucleotide messenger RNA. RefSeq lists its product as uncharacterized. Gene Ontology annotation, molecular function: transcription coregulator activity. The transcript is spliced from 2 exons. Lineage: Eukaryota; Fungi; Ascomycota; Leotiomycetes; Helotiales; Sclerotiniaceae. The record is from RefSeq and is a predicted model, not a curated record. Bases 488 to 1570 code for a protein of 360 amino acids. Gene Ontology annotation, cellular component: mediator complex. Gene Ontology annotation, biological process: regulation of transcription by RNA polymerase II.